AUGAGCUGUGCACCGUGUAACAAAGAUGACAGCAAACGGAUAAAUGUAAUAUUUAUAGUAACGUCAAUUGAAUUGUUCGAUAUAAACAGUAGCUUGAUGAGGUUCACUGGUGUUUGUCGUCCCGGGAAUGCACUUAGCAACAACUUCGACACCACACCCUGCUCUUACCAUGGAACAAUGAAUUGUGCAAAUCGGGAUUAUAUUGAUUAUAGAAAGACAAAGAGUGUGAUAUAUAUUCACACGUCCGGAAGUAUAUUCUCUCUCGCGGGACGGUCCCAAGCCAGCGUGGACGGAAAUCUUAUUGGUGGCCACGUCGACACAAAAUCCUACUUUGAAACAGUUAAGAGUUGUGAUUGCCCCCGAGCCGUGACCCUUGACCUCAGCCCGAGCCGUGACCUUGACCUCAGCCCCCGAGCCGUGACCCUUGACCUCAGCCCCGACCGUGCCCGAGCCCGAGCCGUGACCCUUGACUCAGCCCCCGAGCCGUCCCCCGAGCCGUGCCUUGACCUCAGCCCCGAGCCGUGCCCCCUUGACCUCAGCCCCCGAGCCGUGACCCUUGACCUCAGCCCCGAAGCCGUGCCCCUUGACCUCAGCCCCGAGCCGUGCCCCUUGACCUCAGCCCCCGAGCCGUUUGCCCUUGACCUCAGCCCCCGAGCCCCCCCGAGCCGUGCCCUGAGCCCCUUUGACCUCAGCCCCCGAGCCGUGCCCCUGACCUCAGCCCCCGAGCCGUUGACCUCAGCCCCCGAGCCGUGCCCCUUGACCUCAGCCCCCGAGCCGUGCCCCUUUGACCUCAGCCCCCGAGCCGUGACCCUUGACCUCAGCCCCCGAGCCGUGCCCCUUGACCUCAGCCCCCGACGCCCCCCGAAGCCGUGCCCCUUGACCUCAGCCCCCGAGCCGUCCCCUGACCUCAGCCCCGAGCCGUGCCCCUUGACCUCAGCCCCCGAGCCCCCCGCCGUGACCCUUGACCUCAGCCCCCGAGCCGUGCCCCUUCAGCCCCCGAGCCUGCCCCUUGACCUCAGCCCCCGAGCCACCCUUGACCUCAGCCCCCGAGCCGUGAAGCCCCCGACCGUGCCCUUGACCUCAGCCCCCGAGCCGUGA
Penaeus vannamei (Pacific white shrimp) is the source of this 1098-nucleotide messenger RNA. The record is from RefSeq and is a predicted model, not a curated record. Lineage: Eukaryota; Metazoa; Arthropoda; Malacostraca; Decapoda; Penaeidae.